UGGCGAGGGAAGUGCCACCGUGUCCAAAGCGAGCGUCCCUUACUUGAGUCUGUAACGUUAGACGUCUUGUUUACAGUGGCUGUGCCAGGCCUGUGAGGUGGUGUGCGGCAAGCAACGUGUGUUACGGUUUUAUUACUUACAUUUAUUCUUUCGUUACAAGGGUCAUUAUAUGAAACCUCCAAUCUGGAUCGAGGCGGUAGUAACAGGAAGAAGAAGAUAGAGGAAUUCUCUAGGUCUUCUCGGGAGAAACUAGUCCAGUCGAAGAACAAAAUGUUCUCCAAAUUUACCUCCAUUCUCCAGCACGCUGUGGAAGCGCUUGCCCCAUCGCUGCCCUUGCAGGAGGACUUUGUCUAUCACUGGAAAGCCAUUACACAUUAUUACAUUGAGACUUCUGAUGACAAAGCCCCAGUUACAGACACCAACAUCCCAUCCCACCUGGAACAGAUGCUGGACAUCCUGACCCAGGAGGAAGGGGAGAGGGAGUCUGGAGAGACAGGACCCUGCAUGGAGUAUCUCCUACACCAUAAGAUACUGGAGACUCUCUACACCUUGGGCAAGGCAGAUUGUCCUCCAGGGAUGAAGCAGCAGGUUCUUACCUUCUACACAAAGCUGCUAGCGCACAUUCGUCAACCUCUUCUGCCACACAUCAAUGUCCACAGACCUGUACAGAAACUGAUCCGUCUGUGUGGGGAGGUGCUGGCUGCUCCUACAGAAAAUGAAGAGAUUCAGUUCCUUUGUAUAGUCUGUGCCAAACUGAAGCAGGACCCAUAUCUUGUCAACUUCUUCCUUGAGAACAAGUCAAAGAGACCUGAGACAAAGAGUCCUGGACAAACAGAGAUGGGGAAGGAGAAUGUGUUGGCUCCAGACACUGGUCAGUCUCUGGCAGAGGAACAGGCUGACUGCCCUGAGGAACCACAGGCUGCAGCUACUGCCUCCACCUCUAGUCCAACCACGAACAAUAAUAACAGCAACAAUUACAAUCUUGUCACCUCCCUGCUCAACCUCACAAAGAGCCCUGAUGGCAGGAUAGUGGUGAAGGCGUGUGAGGGCCUGAUGCUGCUGGUCAGUUUACCAGAGCCCGCAGCUGCCAAGUGUUUAACUGAAAACACUGAGCUCUGUGAGCUUCUGACUGACAGGCUGGUCUCCUUCUAUAAAGCCCUGCCACAGUCCAUGGACCCCUUGGACAUUGAAACAGUGGAGUCAGUCAACUGGGGUCUGGAUGUGUAUAACCUGAAGGAGGAUGCUGCUAUCUUCACAGGGAAGAGGGCUCUCAUCUCCUUCCUGUCCUGGCUAGAUUACUGUGACCAGCUCAUCAAGGAGGCUCAGAAGUCAGCAGCUGCAGUGAUGGCAAAAGCAGUGAGAGAAAGGUUCUUUGUGUCCAUUAUGGAACCGCAGCUAAUGCAAACGUCCGAGGUGGGCAUCCUGACCUCCACAGCCCUGCUGAACAGGAUCAUCAGGCAGGUGACCUCAGAGGCUCUGCUGCAGGAGAUGGUUUACUUCCUGCUGGGAGAGGAGAGGGAGCCGGAGACUCCAGCUAGUAUUGCUCAGACUCCACUCAGACACAGGCUCAUCGAGCACUGCGACCACCUGUCAGACGAGAUCAGCAUCAUGACACUGCGGCUAUUUGAGCAGCUGAUCCAGAAGCCCAACCAGCACAUCCUCCACAGCUUGGUGCUGCGUAGCCUGGAAGAGAGGAACUACCUGGAGAACAAACCGCAGGAGGAGCGGGAGCCCCUGGAGAACGGGCAGCCCCAUGAUGCUGUAGACCUUGAGGAGGAUCCACUUUUUGGUGAUGACCCCUCUCCAGACAGCAGGCUGUCUGGUUCUGAUUGGGUCAGCUCCUCUCCACCACAGAGUCCUGACCACUCAAAGUCUGACGGGAAGACAGAGGUCCACAAGAUUGUCAACAGUUUCCUGUGUUUGGUGCCCGAUGAGGCGAAGUCGUCGUAUCAAGUUGAAGGCACAGGCUAUGACACCUACCUCAGAGACGCACACAGACAGUUCAGGGACUAUUGUGGGGUCUGCCGGCGGUGGGACUGGAGGGGAAAUCCAAAGCCUUUUGAGAAGUGUAACUUGGACAUCCCAUUCUUCGAGGGCCACUUCCUUAAAGUUCUCUUCGACAGGAUGGGCCGCAUCCUAGAUCAGCCCUACGAUGUCAACCUGCAGGUGACCGCUGUGCUGUCCAAGCUGUCUUUGUUACCACACCCCCACUUGCACGAGUACCUGCUGGACCCUUAUGUGAACCUGGCCCCUGGUUGCAGGUCUCUGUUCUCUGUCAUCGUCAGGGUGGUGGGAGACCUUAUGCUGAGGAUUCAGCGCAUCCCGGACUUCACACCCAAACUGCUGCUCGUGAGGAAGAGAUUAUUAGGUCUGGAGCCAGAGGGCAUCACUAUCGACCACAUGACUUUGCUGGAGGGGGUGAUCGUGCUGGAGGAGUUCUGCAAAGAGCUGGCGGCAGUCGCCUUCGUCAAAUACCACGCAGCUGCCGCCUCCUCGCCGUAACCUUGCGGCGGUUCAUCCAUCUGCCUUGGCCAGGCAGACAGGUCAGGAUUAAACUGGGCCUUUGGGGUGUGCAGGCACCGGUGGCACAGGGUCGGCAAAACAUUACCACUAACUGCUCAUCCUGCAAGACUGUUAAAGCCCACACGGACGGGUUCAUCGCUCCCCCCCCCCCCCCCUCUUCUGGCCACUUGGGCUCCACCAUAACAAGUGUGUGGUCUUGUUUUUGAGUAGGUCAGAGCACAGACACUGCCCGGCUAGCAGAGGAAUAAGAGGAGGAGGAUAGAGGUCAAAGUGCAGAGAGAUGGUCACUGGACUUAUUUUCAGCCUCUGCGUCCUCCCAUCUUUCUUUCUUACCAGCCAAAAAAAUAUAGCCCUGUAAUUAUUAUAUCAAUAAGAAAAUGUUUGUCUAUUUAUUUUCUGUCCCGUUCUCACCCUUUUGUAAACAUCAUUGCCUUAGUUUGAAAUCACACCUUUCAGUUACAGAUGAUUGUUUCCUUUUGAAACAUUUUUAUUUCUACUACUCAUGCGUUGUCUGUUUGAAGACAAGAGGCUGUAGAGAAAAAUGCCCACCACCUUCAAACCCCUCUAUGUACCUGUAGUUACAUACAUAUUGAGCUGCAGUAUUUACGAUACUGCACUCGUAUUUUAUAUGCCAAGUCCUCUAAUUUAUUUGUUUGCUUUCAUGUUGCCUUUUUAACUGUCACAUUAGGAUAAAAUGUAUUUAAAAAAGUAAGGACUGACUAAGCAGAUUCUAUGUACUUUAUCUGCUUACCUUGUCUUUUCUUCAGUUUGUCUUUAAGUGCUUCUGCGCUCGAAGCUCACCUGUAAUCAUCACCACCCAAAGAUGUCACCAUCCGUCACAUUUUGUCAAACGAAAUGGUGAAUUUUGCAAAUGAUGUGAAUUUGCACACGGCUCUCAUUGCAUUGCACUCAUUACAUUAUUCAGGUUCAUUUAUGCUUUUUAUUUGUUUUUUGUUGCUUUCACGAAAGAUGUCGUUGGCAUUUGUGUGGGAAGAGACAUCUUGUUUUUGAUUCCACAUAAGUUCUGAUAUUUUUAUUUUCCAGACCCAGUGUUGCAUUUCUCACACACCAGUGUUUAUUUUAUCCAGGAGAUACUGUAUUAUUGUCUUUUACAACAUUUAUAAUUCUCAAUAAUCAGUUUAUACUGUUGAUGGGAGGGAUACGGAGCACCAAACCCUUUUAUUGGAUUUUGAUCCCUAAAACAAAGCUGUGUCUACAUAGUUAUUCAACCAGUGUGAUUCUAACUUCUUACUUCUAACUUUUUGUUGAAAUUAUCCUGUAAUUCAUUGGGAAAACGCAAAGAUUAGAAGAAAGUCUGAACUAAACUACGUCAUCCCCCAAUAUUGUUAAUCAUCUCAUGACCCCUUCAAUUGCUGUCAUGGCGAGCUCUGACGUUAGUUCAUAGGUUAUCAUGACUUCCUAUGAGGUGUUUGUAUUUACUGGCAGUAUUACCUUUUCAUCCUGAUCUCGAAUGAUCACGGUGCUGUGCAUUGUUGGAACGGGUAGUUUGCUUGUAAUCAGUGAUUCAUUACGUUUGAAUUGGUCUAAAUCAAGAUGCUACUUAAUAUAACCUUGAUUCUUGUCUUCUGUUCCAGUGUGAAUGUUUCCAUGAUUGGAAAGCUUGUUUGUUUGGCGAGGAGUUUGUUUAUGUGUGAGUGUAACGACAUAUUAUUGCAGCGGAGAAUGGACGGAGUCAUUCGUUGAAGCCUUGAGUCUUGUUUGUUUUUGUUUUUUCCCCAUUUCUUCUGCUCUCACCUCAAACCAGGCACCUAAACAACAUUAUGCAACUGCUUGCAUGGAAUCAGAUUUGCACAUUGUCUUUCUCCAUCUUUGUUCAUAAUGUAAAGAUACAACACAAAAAGCUUUUGUUUGUUGUUUUUCUCCAAAUGUUUUGUUUCAUAAACCAAAAAAAAAAAAAAAUGUAGGAUGGUACCAGGAGUAACAUUUCUAUUUUAAUGGGAAACUUUUUUUAAAUUGUCAAUCAUGCACAUUUUUAAUCAACUCUUUCCAACGCGUUCUGUACAUUUAUAUAUUGUAUGUGUAUAAUAGCAAUAGAGAUAUACUACCUGGCGUAAAUGCAUGCUUAUUCAUAAUUUUUCAUUGUUGAAAGAAAGAAAGAAGGGAAAAAAAGGCAGUCCAGCCAUCUGUGAUGAUUCCUCAGCUGUCAGCACUUUGUUCUUAGAAGACACUGACGGGGAGAUACGAUGCCUUACUUCACACUGUGGAUCUCUGAGGACUCCUGGAAUCGACGAGUAAGGGGUUUCUGAUUCACUACGGCCUGUUGUGAUCUUAUUAUGCCUCUCUCUUGUUACAUAGACUUUGUUUUGUUUGUGAAGAUGUAAAGGACUCUCAGUAUAGUUAAAAAUCUGAUGCCAAUGCAUUUAUUUUCGUGUGUCAGCUUGGACCAAUCACUGUAUGAUGUUGCUGCGUCUUUUUAUGUCCGUCGCUGCUUUUCUUCUGGUGUGAAAUGGGAUGAGUUUCAUUAUACUUCUUC
This is a messenger RNA of Micropterus salmoides (largemouth bass), 5017 nucleotides long. It is a transcript of the gene fhip2a, whose product is annotated as family with sequence similarity 160 member B1. NCBI's taxonomy places the organism in Eukaryota, Metazoa, Chordata, Actinopteri, Centrarchiformes, Centrarchidae. The coding region runs from base 271 to 2502 and encodes 743 amino acids. The transcript is spliced from 17 exons. The record is from RefSeq and is a predicted model, not a curated record.